Molecule: messenger RNA, 3073 nt
Organism: Rhineura floridana
Lineage: Eukaryota; Metazoa; Chordata; Lepidosauria; Squamata; Rhineuridae
Gene: ICAM1
Product: intercellular adhesion molecule 1
Exons: 7
Coding region: 417-2048 (543 amino acids)
Biological process (GO): cell-cell adhesion
Cellular component (GO): membrane
Molecular function (GO): integrin binding
Source: RefSeq, a predicted model, not a curated record
AGUGGGUCGAAGGACAGCUGAGCAAGCAGCGAUCCAGUCUGAGCAGCUUAGACCCCCUCGGAGUGUGUGGGGGGACCGCGGGGUGGUGAAGGAGAGUCACGGGCUGGAACUUUCCCCACACCCGCCCCCAGAGGGCCCGAUUGAAAAAGUGGCCUUGGGGGGAAAACACAGAAUGAACGAGGCGGGAGUUUCCAUAGCCCCUCGUGAGCGCUGACAAGACGAGCGAGGGCUUCCUGGAACCGCCUUGCUGCAUAUAAGCCCCAGCCGAGAGCGAAACCCAGCAGAAACACCCGGGAGUGCCUUCUCAGUAGCAGCGGAAUUGUCUGCAGGCUACUGAAUUGAUUCGGAUUAGCUGCACGCCUCAAGGGAUCCGGACCAGAACAUCUCGUCAUCAGCCUUCCUGAGUCUUGAUCGCCAUGCAGCGGUUUCUCCCCCUCUUCUUCCUCCUGGUCCCAGGGGCCUGGGCUGCUGCAGAAGGAGCUCAGGAGGAAGACUUCAUGAGAAUUUGGCCAGAAAACCCCGUGGUGCCAUUUGGAGGCUCCAUUGUAUUAAACUGCAGUACCAACUGCAAGGAUAUAGGUCUGGAGACCAGCUUAAGCAAGGUUCCCGCAGGGGACGGGCCCUCUUGGAAAGCCUUCAAUCUCACCAAUGUUGAUCAGUGGGACCCAAAACCAUUGUGCUAUGCUACCUGUGGGGAAGAAAAGCAAAAAUCUCAGAGAGUAGCCAUCACAGUUUACCGACCUCCGGAGCGUGUAGAGCUGGAUCUCUUGCCAAAGAUGGAGGUGGGUAAGGGGUAUAACCUGACAUGCCAGGUUUUCAAUGUUGCCCCCAUCCGAAAUCUAACUGUGACCUUGUAUAAAGGAAAGGAGGAGCUGCAUGUGAAGACCUUUAAGGACAACAGUGAUCUUAAAGCCAAAAACAUUGUGGUGCCUUACAAUAUAAUUGCUCAGCAACAUGACCACAGGGAGGAAGUCAUAUGCCACACAGCCCUGGAUUUGAGCCCUGAAGGGCCCUUCCUUGAAAACUCAUCCCUCAGCAAAUCAUUAGCAACUGUUGUUUUUCCAAUGGAUCCCUAUCUCCAAACCUCGGACCCUGUAGAAAUCAAUACCAAUAUGACUGUGAAAUGUGAAGCGUCUGGGCUUUUUCCGGCUGAAGAAGCACAGUUUGAUGUGUCCUUUGCAGGGAAGAGCUUGCACUCGGACAUCCGUAUGUCAGGGGACAUAGUGAGUGCCCAGGCUCAGGUGUCCUCCACAUCAGCAGGAGAACAUAAGUUGAUCUGCGCAGUCACUCUGGGGCCUGUGGCCAGAACUGUAGAGAAGACUGUGAAUGUAUACCGUUUACCCAAGCCCACCCUGCACAUUGAUCACCCUCAAAUCCCUGUCAACACAAAUGUGACAGUUAUGUGCAGGUAUGAUGGCUCCAAAUCUCCUGGUGUAGUCAUGCAGAUCACCGAUACCAAUGAAAUCUUAGUAUCUGGAGACAGCCCUUCCCUGCAUUAUCCAGUGACAGCUCGUAAAGAGGAUAAUGGGAGGCAAUUCGUAUGCAAAGUGGAGUUGAAAGUUGAUGGGCACUCAGUUGUAAAAGAGACAUCUGUAAAUCUCACCGUCUUCUAUGGGCCCCAAAUGAAUGAUUCUAGCUGCCCCAGUAAGUUGACCUGGAAAGAUGGCAGCAAAGAAAUUUUUAUCUGUUCAGCUUUGGGAAACCCACCGCCAACUGUUGAAUGCAGGAAGGAUGAAAAGUCUUACCUCAGCAUUGGGAUACAGCAGCAAGUCAGGAAAGAGCACGGUGGCAUCUAUCAUUGUAAUGCCACCAACACAUAUGGAUCUGAUGUUAGAGAUGUGACCAUACGUGUUGAUUUUUACCAGAUCAACACCCUUGCAAUAAGCCUGGGGAUUCUCAGUGCGACGGUCAUUGUUUGUGCAGCAGGGAUGGCCUAUUACAUGUACUACAAAAGUCAUAAGAUCAGAAAAUAUCGCUUAAGGCAACAGCGGCAACAGCAAGCAGCUGGGAACCCCAUGGAGCAAAAGUGUCUGAAUGGCAAUGUAUAGGUUGUAAAUGUUUAAGUGGACUGGUAGCUGCUAUGAACUGAAGAGGAACUUGACUCCAUGUCAGUAAGCUGUUAUUGAGGUUUAUCACCUCACGUAGCUGGUGUGGAUGGGAGAAAAUGGGAAAGCAUUCUUGAGGUGCUGAACAACUGAUGAGCAAUGCUCUAACUGGACUUUGUCUUAGAGUUUUGGAGGGUGAUGGUUUCUGCACUUUCAGACACUGGCUGGUGACAUUCACUACAAGAGAGCCCAACCAGAGUACAUGUGAUCAGAGACUUGUGCCUCAUGUCUUUUUCUUAAAACCUCCUCUUCCAUCCAAGCCCCGGGAUUCUUACGUUUUGAGAAUCAUAUUUAUAGGUCAAAAGGGGAUCAGGCAGGUACGCUGAAGAGGGAAAGAUGGAAGAGCCACAUCAAGCAUGGGCUCUUUUACCAGCAACAGUUAAUUUCAGAACUAAGCUUGUCAUCCCUAUAGUGUCAAGUGUUUACCUAGAUCCUUUGUUUCACUGCGAUUAUCAGCAAGCAAUGACAUGAUCGCAUGUUGUAUUGUAGAAAUUACAUCUGCAGCUUGAACCAUUCGCUGGCAAGCUCUUUCACAGUGCAAUCUGAUUCCAAUUGGGCCUUAUUAUGUGGUGGUAGAGUGCACAUAAAAUGGUAGGAAAUCAUGAUGGUUUUCUGUUUUGUAUCCUGGUACAUGAACUCAGGAUUGUCUUCUUUAAAAAUGCUACAUGUCUAAGACAACUUGUAUUUAUGAAUGUCAGGCUGAAUGCCAUGAAGCCUUUCUCAAAUGGAAGAGCAUUUGGACACUGAAAUGGACUGCAUGGAACAGAUCCAAAUCACUCACUGCAACUGAAAAUAACGAAUUCUUCAAGGUGAAGGAUUUCAGAAUGAUACACACAGGGUGUGUUUUUAAAUGACCACUGAAAGAUACCUUGCCCUGUGUUUCCACAUGCUUGCUUUCAUUCAUAUGUGAAAACACCCACAAGAUCUGCUUCAUGAAUUAUGCUUUUCAGGUAUACAGCUAAUAUGUG